AUGGCCGACCCUAAAGAUGCCGAGGCGCUCCAAAAUGCACACAGGGAAGAAAUGGAAUCCGUCGCCUCCAAGAUCAACGACGUGGCGGAGCAAAAGCUCCAAAACGGGAUGACCGAAGCCGCUAUGGACGCGGAACUACAGCAGCUUGAAGAGCAGGUGCACAUUCUCCCCAAAUCCCGCUUCGAGAUGACCUUGUCAAACCCUGCUACCUUCACCUACGUCCUCGUCGCUUUCGCGUCCAUGGGAGGUAUGCUAUCUGGUCUUGACCAGUCGCUUAUCAGUGGUGCAAACCUCUACCUCCCUGUUGAUCUGGGCCUGUCUUCAGCAGACAACAGUCUAGUCAAUGCUGGUAUGCCGCUUGGAGCCGUGGCCGGUGCUCUUCUCCUCUCUCCAGCAAACGAGUACCUUGGUCGUCGUAUGGCUAUCAUCGUCUCCUGCAUCCUGUACACUAUUGGCGCUGCCCUGGAGGCUGGCGCUAUCAACUUCGGAAUGAUCUUCGCUGGCCGAUUCAUUCUUGGAGCUGGUGUCGGUUUGGAGGGUGGUACCGUUCCAGUCUAUGUCGCAGAGUGUGUCCCCCGCAGACUCCGCGGUAAUCUCGUCUCCCUGUACCAACUAAACAUUGCCCUGGGCGAAGUCCUCGGUUACGCCGUCGCCGCAAUGUUUGUUAGUGUCGAAGGAAACUGGCGUUACAUCCUAGGCUCUUCACUGGUCUUCUCAACAAUCCUCUUCGUGGGCAUGCUCUUUCUACCAGAGAGCCCCCGGUUCCUAAUGCACAAGGGGCACGAGAUCCAAGCAUACGCAGUAUGGAAGAAGAUCCGUGGGUUCAACGAUCUUGAAGCCAAAGAUGAGUUCCUCGGUAUGCGUCAGGCUGUCACAGCCGAGAACCAAGAGCAAGCCCAGACGAAGAAGUACCCUUGGAUGGAUUUCUUCACUGUGCCUCGUGCGCGCCGUGCAAUGGUCUACGCCAAUAUCAUGAUCUUUCUCGGGCAAUUCACUGGCGUUAACGCGGUGAUGUACUACAUGUCAACGUUGAUGCAGGCAAUCGGCUUCGGUGACAAGGACGCCGUUUUCAUGUCUCUUGUCGGCGGUGGGUCACUAUUGAUCGGCACCAUCCCGGCCGUGCUGUACAUGGAGCGAUUUGGUCGUCGAUACUGGGCGAACGCGAUGCUUCCCGGUUUCUUUAUUGGUCUUGUACUCGUCGGAGUCGGCUACACUAUCGAUGCUGAUAAAUACCCCGCCGCGGCGCAGGGAAUCUACCUCACUGGUAUUGUGCUGUACAUGGGUUUCUUCGGCUCAUAUGCUUGCUUAACGUGGGUCGUGCCUUCCGAGGUCUUCCCCACGUACCUGCGUUCGUAUGGAAUGACGACAGCCGACGCUAACUUGUUUCUGUGCUCGUUUAUCGUCACGUACAACUUCACGCGCAUGAUGGAGUCUAUGCAUCGGAUUGGUCUGACGCUUGGGUUCUACGGUGGUAUUGCUGUCCUCGGCUGGGUUUACCAGAUUCUAUUUAUGCCGGAGACUAAGAACAAAUCACUUGAGGAGAUUGAUGAGAUUUUCUCUCUUCCUACUUCUGUCAUUGUUAAGCGGAACUUGAAGCAGACUGCGCAGAUUAUUUGGGACUUGUCACACUUUCGUCUUAAGGAUGUGUUUUCUCCCGAGCCAUACAAUUAA
This is a messenger RNA of Penicillium robsamsonii, 1671 nucleotides long. Its product is annotated as putative MFS sugar transporter. Gene Ontology annotation, cellular component: membrane. Gene Ontology annotation, molecular function: myo-inositol:proton symporter activity. Bases 1 to 1671 code for a protein of 556 amino acids. NCBI's taxonomy places the organism in Eukaryota, Fungi, Ascomycota, Eurotiomycetes, Eurotiales, Aspergillaceae. Gene Ontology annotation, biological process: transmembrane transport. The record is from RefSeq and is a predicted model, not a curated record. The transcript has 2 exons.